GGGCCGGCCCCCACCGGAGGGAGCGGCCCCCUUUGUGUCCGCCCCGGGAUCCGGCCCCGCUCGCGCGGCUGGGGGGCGCCCCACGGAAGUGAGCCCCCCCCGGAGGAGGGCCGGGCACUGCCCCCCGCGGUGUGAUCCCCGGAUUCGGGUCUAGCAGCGUUUCCAGCCCACCCGGUUCUGCGUGUGGUGAAGAUUUGUGUCCGGCGGGGGGGGACCGGACCCCCCCGUCUCGUUUUUUUAAUUAUUUCGUGGACAAUGUUCUCCGCGGCCGCCCGCCGCUGGAUCGUAGCGGGUGCGGGUUUCUGGACGGCUUUGUAAAGCGGUCUCUCUGGGAGGGACGGCAGGAGACGGGAUGGAUGAUCGGAAACCGCCCAGCCAGGCCAAAGACUGUGAGGUGCCAGCCGACGGGGGUGCGUCUUCGGAAGAGCGGGGCGGCGCAGAAGGAGGCCCCCUGAAGCCGCCGGAAGGGGCUCCCACUGCCCAGGAGCCAGAAGCCAAGGAGCCGCCCCAGACCUGCAGCACCCUGCCCAGGCGUUGUGCCCUCUGCAACUGUGGCGAGCGGAGCCUGCAUGGGCAGGGGAUGCUGCAGCGCUUUGAGCCGGCGCCUGACUGGACUGAGCGUCUCUCUGGGCUGCCGGAUGGGAGGGGCCCUGGCGAGACUUGGGCCCCUGGGGACGACCUGUCCCUGAUCGGCUUCGCGGAGGGGGUGUCACCAGAAGAGCUCUUUGGGCCAGCGGGGCACUGCUGGGCCCACCACUGGUGCGCUGCCUGGUCGGCGGGGGUGCAGCCACAGGCUGGAGCUGGGCUGAGCGACGUGGACAAAGCUGUUUUCUCAGGGAUCUUGCAGAAAUGUGAACAUUGUCAGAGGAUGGGUGCUACCAUUCAGUGCCACUCGGAGGGGUGUCCGCGGCACUACCACUUCCCAUGCGCGGCAGCCAGCGGCUCCUUCCAGUCCAUGAAAACCCUCCGGCUCCUGUGCCCAGAGCACGUGGCUGAGGCGGUGCAGAUGGAGGACUCGCGAUGCAUGGUUUGUGACGGGCUGGGGGAACUGCGCGACCUGCUCUUCUGCACCAGCUGUGGGCUGCACUACCACGGCACCUGCCUGGACGUCCCCGUCACGCCGCGCAAGCGCUCUGGCUGGCAGUGCCCCGAGUGCAAAGUCUGCCAAACAUGCAGACAGCCUGGCGCGGACUCCAUGAUGCUAGUGUGCGAGGCCUGUGAUAAGGGCUACCACACAUUCUGCUUGAAGCCGGCCAUCGAGAGCCUUCCCACGGACUCCUGGAAGUGCAAGAACUGCCGGGUGUGCUCCGACUGUGGGUCACGGCCAGCGGCGCUCGACCCCGGGUGCCACUGGUAUGAGAACUACUCGGUGUGUGAAGGGUGCCAGCGUCAGCGGAGCGCGGCGGGAGGCACCGAUGCUGCGCGGUGCUGUCAGAGCUGCCAGAAGCCCUUGCCCCCGGACAGCAACGCGGCAGGGGGUUCCACCUGCCAGGCAUGUCAAAGGCAGCAGAAGCACCCGCAGCCGGACGGGGCCGGACCCCAGGAAGAGAUGCCCUUGGAGUGUGAUGCCAAACCACUAGGUCCUGCUCCAGAGGCAGAGGAGCCAGAGGAGAUGCCAGGCCUGGCAGCACCUGCUAAGGACGAGACGACGGAGCCGACACCCCCCGAGACAGCCCCUGAACCACCACCCCCACCACCAGCCCCCCCAGACCCCCCUGUUCCCACGUCACCCACCCGCCCUGAAGAGCCACCACCGGAUGCCAAAGAGGAUGUGGCCUGCACGCAGCCAGCGGGACCCCCUGCCAUCACCGCAGCCCCGCUGGAGCCUGCAGGCAGCCCCCAGGCCCCCAUGGAGAAGGAGCCUGCUGCCGCCUCCCCAUCUUGGACAGAGACGCCCCCUGCAGCCCCCCAGCUGUGCCCCCUGCAGCCCAGGGAAGCGAUGGAGUGUGGGGAGGAGGAGGGGAUGGACACGGCAGGAGGCGAGGCAGGGUCCCUGGCCAGCCCCGCGAGGGAUGGCACCCAGUCCACCCCAGCUGUGGCCCUGGGGCCGUUCCCUGGCUUGACGGGGGAAGAAGAGGAGGAGGCAGCUGCUGGGCUGGAGCAGGCAGGGGCUGCGGGACGGUGCUCUCCCCAGCUGAGCGAGGAUGGGUUGGAGGAGAGCCGGGGCGGGGGGGACCCUGAGUCCAGCCAGACCCCAGUCAGCUUCAACAGCGAGCCCAAGGGGUCCCCCAUGCUGCUGGAGCCCGAGGAGCUGGGCCCGGCUACCCCGAUGGAGGUGUACAGGACAGGUGGGAAGCUGCUGGAGCGUGGGGAGGAGGUGGGCCCCGAGCCCCCCGUCCUGCGGCCUCGCCCCACGCUCAUCAAGUCGGACAUCGUCAACGAGAUCUCCAACCUGAGCCAGAGCGACACCCGAAGCAGCUUCCCUGGGUCGGAGCCCCUGCUGGGCUCUCCCGACCCCGAGGGCGGUGGCUCGCUCUCCAUGGAGCUCGGCAUGACCUCCACCGACAGCCUGCAGAAGGACGAUGCCAGCUCCCUGCCCCACUGCACCGACUCGCUGGCCGAGACGGACGACUCGCUGCUCUUCGAGCCGGGCGCCGGGGCCAAGGGCGAGGGGGAGAAGGGGCGUCGGCGCAGCUCCCCGGGGCGCUCCCGCCUCAAGCAGGGUCGCAGCAGCAGCUUCCCAGGGAGGAGGCGCCCCCGAGGCGGGACCCAGGGGGGCCGGGGCCGGGGCCGAGCUCGGCUGAAGUCAACCACCUCAUCCAUUGAGACCCUCGCGCUAGCGGAUAUCGACAGCUCCCCCAGCAAGGAGGAUGACGAGGAGGAGGACGACACCAUGCAGAACACUGUGGUGCUUUUCUCCAACACGGAUAAAUUCGUCCUCAUGCAGGUGGGGGAGAAGAAGGGGGUUCUAGGGAGAGGAGGAGCUGGGUGCGUGUGCUGUGUGCAGUGUGGGGCGGGCUCCCCUGGAUUCCACUGUGAGUGGCAGAACAACUACACGCACUGCGCCCCCUGCGCCAGCCUUGUCACCUGCCCCGUCUGCCGGGUGAAGUACGUGGAAGACGACCUGCUCAUCCAGUGCAGGCACUGCGACCGGUGGCUCCAUGCCGUGUGCAACAAUCUCUUCACGGAGGAGAAGGUGGAACAGGCGGCAGACGAGGGCUUCGACUGCAGCUCCUGCCAGCCCUAUGUGGUCAAGCCAGUCGUUCCAGUCACCCCCCCAGAGAUUAUCCCAGUGAAGAUCAAGGAGCCAGAGCCCCAGUAUUUCCGCUUAGAAGGCGUCUGGCUGACGGAGACGGGCAUGGCCGUGCUGCGCAACCUGUCCAUGUCCCCCCUGCACAAGCGCAGGCAGCGCAAGACCCGGCUGGGCAUCCUGAAUGGGGAGGGGGGCCUGGAGGGAGGCGACCCCCUGGGCACGGAUGAGAAAAAGGACGGGGAUUUGGACGGGGACGACCUGCUGAAGGGUGAAGUGGGUGUGGAGCACAUGGAGUGUGAGAUCAAACUGGAAGCUGCUGCCAGCCCCGAGCGGGACGGGGGGGCCGACAUGGACUCAGGGAAGGGGCUGGAGGAUUCGGAGGAGUGCAAGAAGAGGAAGCGGAAGCCCUACCGCCCCGGGAUCGGUGGGUUCAUGGUGCGGCAGCGGAAGUCCCAUACCCGGCUGAAGAAGGGCUCAGCGGCGCUGGUGGAGGCAUGUCGCGAGGUGCUGAGCGCCGAGGGGCAUCCGGAGGACGGGGCGCCGGCGGAGAUCCCUGUGGAGGGCGCUGUGGAGCAGGGUGCCACAGAGGGGGACGAGAAGAAGAAACGCCGAGGCAGGAAGAAGAGCAAGUUGGAGGAUAUGUUCCCUGCCUACCUCCAGGAAGCGUUCUUCGGGAAGGCGCUCAUGGACCUGAGCCGAAAGGCCUUGCUGGCUGCGGGGGGUGUGGGGGAUGGAGCUGCCUGCCCCCCCUUUGGCCAGGGUGCUCCCAGACCCAGGGUGGACCCUGGGGUGCCUGGAACACUCCAGAGGGUGCCUGGAGAUGGGAAGGAGACCCCUGCCCAUCUGAAAGGGGAUGACAGCAUGGACAGCAGCACCCUGGCCGCCCAAGAGGAGGACCCGAAAGGGGCGGAAGCGAAGGCUGAGGACCCAGGGCCAGAGGAGCCGAAAGGUUCUCCGGAUCCUGGGGACAGUGAGAAACCGGCGACGCCCGGUGAGGGUGCUCUCAGCUCCGACCUUGACAAGAUCCCCACAGAAGAAUUGCCCAAGAUGGAGAGCAAGGACAUCCAGCAGCUCUUCAAGGAUGUGCUGGGCUCUGCCGAGAGGGAACAGCAGCUGAACUGUGUGGCGGCAGGGAUGGAGGCCGGCAUGGGAGGGCGAGACCCCAACCGGGCGCAGCUCUCCCAGAGGCCCUUCCUGCAAGGGAGUGUUUCUCUGGGCUCUCUCUCCUCCACUGUCCCCAUGGAGUCCUACUCGGGAGUCUGCCAGUCCCCGUUCCUCGAUAACAGAGAGAGAAGCGGCUUCUUCAGCCCAGACCACUGCGAGCCCGAGAGCCCUUGGGCCAGCAGCUCGGCUGCCACCACCCCUUCCACGCCCACCACCCCAACCACGGAGGGUGAGGGGGAUGGGCUCUCCUACAACCAGCGGAGCCUACAGCGCUGGGAGAAGGACGAGGAGCUGGGCGAGCUGUCCACCAUCUCGCCCGUACUCUAUGCCAACAUGAACUUCCCCAGUCUCAAGCAGGAUUACCCAGACUGGUCCAGCCGCUGCAAACAGAUCAUGAAGCUCUGGAGAAAGGUCCCAGCCCCGGACAAAGCCCCCUACUUGCAAAAGGCCAAAGAUAACCGGGCAGCUCAUCGCAUCAACAAGGUGCAGAAGCAGGCCGAGAGCCAAAUCAACAAGCAGACCAAAGGAGAGGUGCUGCGCAAGCCUGAGAGACCCUCACUGCACCUGAGGAUCCCGCCCCAGCAGGGGGCACUGCCUGGUGCUGCGGGGCAGCCUGUCUACAUCAACAGCCCAGUGGCCCUUCCCGGCUCUGCAGACGGGUUCCUGAAGUCCCCUGCUGGCGCCGAAGCGGCGACUGAGUCCAGCGAGCUCUUCCUCAAGCUUCCUUCCCAGUCGCCAGCCCAAGUGCCUUCACACGACCCCUACGGCAUGGCCCCCACCUACCUGCUGGAGCCCCGCUUCCCCUCGCCCCUGGGCCAGAGCCCCACAGCCGGAGCUGCCUUCCAGCCCUUCCCCACACAACAGCAGCAGCAGCUCCUGCCCACUCCCCGGCAGGCCCUGGGCCCCCAGCCUCCAGAGUUCCACCCCACCUCCCCCGGGACCCCCCGGCACCAGCCCUCCACUCCAGACCCCUUCCUGAAACCUCGCUGCCUCAGUGGCUCUCUGGACAACCUGUCGGUGCCGGGGAGCCCUGGGGCCAGGCCCCCUGAACCCUUGCUCUCGCCCCCUCCCUUCGGGGAGCAGAAGAGGGGCCUGGAGGCUGGGGGGCUGCAGGUGAAGAAGGAGGAAGGGGGCCCAGGAGUGUGUUCUCCUGGCUACAUGGCCGCCAUGGGCUACGCCGACUCCCCGUCCCACCUCUCCUCCACAGAGCUGAAGGCAGCCGACGUGUUCAAAGCCCCCCUGACCCCACGGGUCUCUCAGGUAGAGCCACAGAGCCCAGGGCUGGUGCAACCCCACCCCCAGGCUCUGGCCCCCUCACCUCCCAGCCACCCCGAUCUUUAUAGGCAGUCGCCCUCCGUGUCCUGCUACUCGGACCCCUAUGCCCAGCCCCCUCUGACGCCCCGGCCACAGCUCCCCGACAGCUGCUGUGCCCUGCCCCCCAGGUCCUUGCCUUCCGACCCCUUCUCCCGCGUCCCCGCCAGCCCGCAGUCCCAGUCCAGCUCCCAGUCCCCUCUGACCCCUCGGCCGCUCUCCAAUGAGGCUUGCUGCCAGUCACCCGUCACCCCUCGCUUCCAGUCACCUGACCCCUACUCCAGACCCCCAUCGCGCCCCCAGUCCCGGGACCCCUUUGCCCCCUUGCACAAGCCCCCCCGGCCCCAAAUGCCCGACUCCGGCUUCAAAUCGAUCCCAGUCUCCCACAAUCCCCCAGCUGGCGGGGGCUUCCCCCCAGCCCAGCCCAGUGACCCUCACUCCAAGGGGCCGGGGAGCCAGCAGCCCCCCUUCGCUCGCUCCCCAGGAGCCAGCGUCUUCCCUGGCGCCCAGGCCCAGAUGCGAUUCACCUUCCCCCCAUCUGGCUCAGAGCCCCUCAAGAGUUCCCCCUCCCACCAACCCCACGGGAUGAACAGCCAUUUCGCCUCUAGCCAGCCCAUGGGCAAGUCUCAAAGCGCCAACUAUGCCUCCUCGCCUGGCUUCCACCAGGCCGGUAGCCCCCUGGGGCCUGGCAGCUGCCCUGCUGAGACCUACAACCUCUCUCCCCUGCGGCCCCCCUUAGUGCUGCCACAGCAGCCCCCCCAUCCCCAGCAGCAGCAGGAAGGCUCCCUGACCUACUUGCCCCGAGCUGGGAUGGCGCCGCCAGCCGACAAGCGGGACGAGGUGGCGUCGGGGAUCUCUGCUCUCCCCAGCCGGGAGCUGCCCGAACUGCCAGUCAGCCAGGAGGGUGUCGUCAGCAGUAUCAGCCAGUCGGAGCUGGAGAAGCAGAGGCAGCGCCAGAGACUCCGUGAGCUCCUCAUCCGCCAGCAAAUUCAGAGGAACAACCUGCGGCAGGAGAAGGAGAGCGCUGCCGCCGCCACCAGCUCCUCCCAGGCAGCGUGGAGCGCCGAAGCCAGCAGCCAGGCCUUCGAGCAGCUCAGGGGCCUGGCACCCUACCAGCCAGCACAGGACAAGAGCGCCCUCGGGAAUCUGCCUGCGGCCCCUGGCAGCAGCAGACUCUCCGGGCCACUCAUGGUGCCCGCAGCCUUCGCACCGGACGAGCGGCUUUCCCGCCCGCCUCCUGCCGCCACGCCCUCCUCCAUGGAUCUCAACGGCAGGCCAUCGGUGGGAGUGCCCCAGACCUUCUUCCCACGCGGCAUCUUCCAGGGGCCCUCACCACAGCAGCAGCAGAUGUGGCAGCAGCAGCAGGCGGCUGUGCGGCUCCCCAGCCCUGCCCCUGCCCGAUUCCAGCAGCUGCCUGGCCAUGAGCUCAGCCGGCCGGCGCUGGGGGGCCUGGCUGGGCGCAUGGCGGGCCCUGCCGAGCAGAUCCCAUCCUCGCCCGGAGCUGUGGGGGCCCAGUUCAUUGAGCUGCGGCACAAUGCCCAGAAGGGGGCAGCUGGGGGCAUGGGUUCCCCCUUCGCCCAGCAGGGCCCUCCGGCCAGACCACGCUUCUUCCUGCCCAGCGACGAGAGCUCCAGCCAGGCCCUGCGUGCCUCCGUCAUGCCUCUGCCAGCCCCUCUGCCACCCUCCACUACUUCCCCGCAGGGGGCUGAGCGGAGCCACCAGCCUCCCCCGAAAAGCGGCCCCCCGCCUCCCAGCAGCCUGGAGCUUCAGCAUGGCCCUCCCCGGCCUCUGUCGUCAUCCUCCGGCUCUGGCCUGCGUCCCGACGGCCCCAAGGACGGCCCCGCCAUGGAGCCCCCGCUGGCUCCGGUCCCGGCUCCAGCUCCCAGCAAGAGCCAUCUGGCGCUGGAGGGUGGGCGACUCCCAUGUGAGGUGCCAGUGGAGCCUGACCUGGACGACGACUUCGACUCCCACAAGGACCUGGAGGAUGAUGACCUGGCCAACCUGAGCCUGGACCCGGACGUGGCCAAGGGAGAUGACGACCUGGGCAACCUGGACAACCUGGAGACCAACGACCCCCACCUGGAUGACCUGCUGAACGGUGAUGAGUUCGACCUGCUGGCCUACACUGACCCCGAGCUGGACACAGGAGACAAGAAGGACAUCUUCAACGAGCACCUGCGCCUGGUGGAGUCGGCCAACGAGAAGGCCGAGCGCGAGGCUCUGCUCAAGAGGGAGCCGGCUGGGCCCUGCCCCAAGGGCCCUGGGGAGCUCAAGGAGCUGGCACCCCCCAGGGAGGGGCUGCCGCCCACCCCUUGCCCCUCCAGCACGGCACCAGCUCCCCACCUGAUCUUCAAGGCCCAGGCCAGCAUCCUAGAAGCCAAGCCGGCCUCCCUGCCGGCCAGUGUCCAACCCAAGCUGGAGGAAGGCUGCCUGAAGACAUCCCCCUGCCAGUUCAACACUGGCGCCUCUGACCGCCUCCCGGUCCCCAUCAAGUCAGAGGCCCUCCAGGGGGCUGAGAAAAUGGCUGCCUCCCUAGGCCUGACCCUCAAGCCUGGCCAGAACCUGCUGAGUCCCGGAGCGGGGCCCGUGCGGCUCGGCACCACCCCCUUCCCUACCAACAGCCAAGUUGCCACCUCUGGCUCAGACAAGGGCCCCUAUGCUGCCCCGGGCCGCGGGCUGGCCCCCGGCCAGAGCACUGCCCUACUGGAGAUGGAUGGAGGGGCCUUGGGCCUGGCUAAUGCCCAGCACUCGCCGGCUGAUGACCUGCAGAAGAUGGAAAGCUCCCUGGUGGCCAGCGAGCUGCCUCUGCUCAUUGAGGACCUGCUGGAGCAUGAGAAGAAGGAGCUGCAGAAGAAGCAGCAGAUGUCAGCCCACCUGCCGGGGGGUGCCCAGCACCUCCAGACUGUGCAGCAGCAGCAGCAGCAGCAGCACUCCAUACUGGCUCAGCCUGCAGGACCGGCCCAGCCCCCGGACGGGCAGGCUCCCCGCCUGCUGGGGCCCCAGCAACAGCUGCAGCUGGGCCUCAUCGCCAGGCAGCAGAACCUGGUGCCCACCCAACAGCUAAUGACGCAGCAGCAGCGGGUGGGGGGACCCCAGCAGGGCCAAGUGCUGGCCCCACACAUGGCAAUGGUGCAGCCCCAGCCCCAUGUCCCCACGGCCCAGCACGGCGUCCAGCUGGCACUGACCCCGCAGCCGAACCAGCAGCAGGUGCUGGUGCAGAAGAAGAUACCUGGAGUGCAGCCGAACCCCAUGGGCACAAAACCCCAGCAGCUUGUCAUGCAGCAGCAGCAGCAGGUGGCCAACAGCUUCUUCCCUGACACAGACCUGGAUAAGUUUGCGGCAGAGGACAUCACGGACACCAUCACCAAGGCGAAGAUGGUGGCACUGAAGGGCAUCAAGAAGGUGAUGGCUCAGGGAAGCAUUGGGGUGGCGCCUGGGAUGAACAGGCAACAGGUGUCCCUGCUGGCUCAGCGGCUCUCAGGGGCCCCGGCCACGGCUGAACUGCAGAACCACGUCCCAGCUGGGAGCGGACAGGAGCGAAGUGGCAGCGACCCAUCUCAGGCCCGCCCCAAUCCACCCACCUUUGCUCAGGGUGUCAUCAACGAGGCUGACCAGCGGCAGUACGAGGAGUGGCUCUUCCACACCCAGCAGCUUCUGCAGAUGCAGCUGAAGGUGCUGGAGGAGCAGAUCGGCGUGCACCGCAAGUCGCGCAAGGCCCUGUGCGCCAAGCAGCGCACGGCCAAGAAGGCCGGCCGCGAGUUCCCCGAGGCUGAUGCGGAGAAGCUCAAGCUGGUGACGGAGCAGCAGAGCAAGAUCCAGAAGCAGCUGGACCAGGUUCGGAAGCAGCAGAAGGAGCACACCAACCUGAUGGCCGAGUACCGCAACAAGCAGCAGCAGCAUCAGCAGAGCUCUGCCGUUAUGGCCCUGAGCCCCUCGCAGAGCCCCCGGCUCAUGGCCAAGCUCCCGGGCCAGCUGCUCUCCGCCCAUGGUGUCCAGCAACAGCUCCCCCAGCAACCCGGGGCUAUGGUGGGGGUGCAAGGCCUGGCCCAGCAGCCCAACCAGCUGGCAGGGCAAGCAGGCAACGUGCGCUUGCCCCAGGGUGGAGUCUCCAUGGCAGUCCAGCAGGGCCUGUCCUUCAUGGGCCAGCAGCAGCUGGGGAAUGCAGCCGUCCCGGGCACGUCCAACAGCUUCUUCCCUGGGAAUCCCGCGCUCCGGGGGCUGGCCGCUGACACCCGGCUGAUGCAGGAAAGGCAGUUGCAGAGGAUGCAGCUGGCUCAGAAACUGCAGCAGCAGCAAAGCAUGCUGGGACAGGUGUCGUCAUUGCAGCAGCAGCAGCAGAGCAUGCUGGGACAGGUGUCGUCAUUGCAGCAGCAGCAGCAGAGCAUGCUGGGACAGGUGUCCUCAUUGCAGCAGCAGCAGCAGCAGAGCAUGCUGGGACAGGUGUCGUCAUUGCAGCAGCAGCAGCAGCAGAGCAUGCUGGGACAGGUGUCCUCAUUGCAGCAGCAGCAGCAACAACAAGGCAUGCUGGGACAGGUGUCGUCAUUGCAGCAGCAGCAGCAGCAGCAAGGCAUGCUGGGACAGGUGUCGUCAUUGCAGCAGCAGCAGCAGCAGCAGCAGCAACAAGGCAUGCUGGGACAGGUGUCGUCAUUGCAGCAGCCCCCUGCUCCCCAGCAGGGUAGUGGGGGGCAGCCCAUGGUUCCAAAGCAGCAGGGGAUCCUGGUCCAGCAGCUCUCGCCUCAGCCGCAGGCAGGGAUGAUGGGGCACUCCCAGGUGUCCAUGCUGCAGCAUCAGGGCGUCGCAGGCCACCAGAAUGCCCCGAGGCAGGUGCUGUUAGCGCCCCACCAGCAGAGGGUGCUGGGCUCGCCUCAGCUGGUGCAGCAAACUCACGGCCUCCUGGGCCACCGGCUGAUUUUAUCACCAGCACAGCAGCAGCAGGCGGGACUUCUGGGCCAGUCACGGACUUUGCUGACGCAGCAGCAGCAGAGCUCUCUAGCACAGCAUCCAGCCCUGCUGGGGCAGGGGCAGGCUGCCAAGCAGCAGAUACAGCACUUUUCACAGCAUGGGGCCCUGGGCCAGUCCUCCUCCAUGCUACACUUGAGUCAGGGAGUUCAGCCAGCCCCACAGGGCACGGCCACCAAGGAGCAGCAGGGAGGGACAGAGAACACUGUGCUGCCUGCAGAGGGUGCCGAGGGCAGGGGGCAGCAUCAGGUUCAGCUGGCAGCUGCUGGGGGUGGGCCGGGCAGCCAGGACCUCGGGGGGCAGCCGCACAUGGGCACUCAGGAGCAGCAGGGCAUUCAGAACCUCAAUCCCCUGGCACUAGCCAGCCAGGAGCAGCUGGCGCCCCUGGGCGGAGAGCAGCAGCCGCAGAAACACCAGCCCGAGCCAGGACAGCAACAGCCCUGCCCGCUGCCCUCCCCGCAGCAGACCAUGGCGAGCUCCCUGCAGCUGCAGCAGCCGCAGCGAAUGCAGGGGGGCCCGCAGCAAAGCAACCUGCUUCAUCCGCCACUGCAGAACAGCGGGGGGCUGGCGCAGCUGGGGGGCACCAUGAGGCCAGAGCAGCCACACUCGGACCCUGCCCAGGGGCCUCACAUGCUGGGCCCACAGAGCUCAGUGGCAGAACAGCAACAGCAGCCCGGGAGCAUGAUGAGCCAGGGGCAAAGCCUCAUGGGCCAGCAGCCGCUGCAGAGGAUUGUGGGCCAACCACCAGCACAGAGCCUAGAACAGCAACCGAAAGGGCUGAUGGGCCAGCGGCUGCCGAGCCCGGCGGCACAGCACAAGGCUGGGCUGAUGGGGCAGCCGCAGCAGAGCAUGCUGGUCCCGCAGGUGUCCCAUGCACAGAGCAUCCUGAGCCAGGUGUCUGCUCCUAUGAUGGGCCAAAUCCGAGCUCAGCUGCAAGGCGUCAUCUCCAAAAACCCGCAGCUGCGACACCUCACCCCGCAGCAGCUGCAGGCCAUCCUGGUGCAGCGCCACCAGCAGAGCCUGCUGCAGCAGAGCCAGGCACUCAGGCAGGCCCAGGCAUCCGUUGAGCAGGGGCCGCAGCCCCCCUCGGCCCUGCAGGCCUCCAUGGUGCGCCAGCCACUGAGGCAGCUGGGGGCAGCAUUCCAGGUCCGGACAGCCGGCCCCUCCGCUGCUGCCGAGCAGAUGCAGCCAGGGUUUGUCAUGGAGCAGGCGUCCGCCGGCCAGCAGAGAGUGUCACUGAGCGCCCCCCAGCAGCCGCUGGCAGAGCUGAUGCCCACGGCACUGGCAGGGCAUAGUCCCCAGCAGGCGGUGCUCAGACUCUCUGCCCCACCAGCAGCUGCCCCAGUCCAACCGCCCAUGAGCAUGGUCAGCCUGGGCUCUGUGCAUCAGCACCCCCUACCCAGCUGGGAACAGAGCCCCCAAGAGCCAAAGGAAGCCUCCCCGCCCACCCUGGCCAGCCCGCCCAGUGUGGCACAGAGCCCUGGGGUACUGCCCGAGCACAGACUGACGCCCACCCAGAACAGCCUCCUAGCGGAGCCGCUGCCUGCCAUCCCAAAGCCACCUCCCAGCCAAACAGAGGAGGAGUCCUUUGCUAAGACCCCUGGCCACUGGGACCUGGCAGCACAGGGUCCCAGCUCCUCUCCCAGCAGGGAGCCCACAGAUGGAUCGAGAAAGCCACCAGACCGGAGCCUGGCCAGGAGUCAAGUCAACGGGCAGCUGGGAGAAAGGCCAGGCCCACAGGCCUCUCCUCUGGAAGGGGGGGCCCUGUCAGCUGAGGCCCCCGGGGUCUGCAUCAAGCAGGAGCCCAAGGAGGAGACAGCGCACUGCGUGCUGGGCGGGGGCCAGGCUGUGAAACGCGAGGCCAAUGGCGAGCCGGCGCCCGCCCCGGCCAACAGUCUGCUGCUGGGCAGCCAGCUGCUGGUGGGUGCCCGGUCUGAGGCUGGGCACCUGCUGCUGCAGAAGCUGUUGCGGGCCAAGAACGUGCAGCUGGCGUCGCAGCGCUCCGCAGAGGGGCUGCGCUCCAAGGUCAACGGGCACAGCGACGGCAAGCUCUCGGGGCUGGAGCAGAGGCUGCAGGCGGCUCCACCUGGCAGAGAGGAUCCCUCUGCCAGCAAGAAGCCUCUGGCCCCAAAGCCCAAGCGGGCCCAGAAGAGCGGGGAGCGGGUGGCCGCCUCCCGCAAGAAGCUGCGCAAGGAGGAUGGGCUCAAAUCCAGCGAGGCCCUAAUGAAGCAGCUGAAGCAGGAGCUCUCCCUGCUGCCCCUGGUGGAACCCACCAUCACAGCCAACUUCAGCCUCUUCGCGCCCUUCGGCAGCAGCCCCAUCAAUGGCAAGAGCCAGCUGAAGGGGGCGUUCGGCAGUGCCGUGCUGGACAGUGUUCCUGACUACUACACCCAGCUGCUCACCAAGAACAACCUGAGCAACCGCUCUACCCCGCCCUUCUCACGCCCCACCAACGCCCUACCGUGCCAGCAGAAGAUGGUGAACGGCGGCACCUCCUCGGAGGAGCGGCCGAGCAGCGCAAGAGCCACAGGCCGGGAAAGCCGAAGGCCAAAAGACGCGCCAGCCGUGGAAGUGAAGAGCCUAGACCUGCUGGCGGCCCUGCCCACGCCCCCGCACAACCAGACCGAGGACGUGAGGAUGGAGAGUGACGAGGAGAGCGACUCCCCCGACAGCAUCAUCCCCGCCUCGUCCCCAGAGAGCGUCCUGGGCGAGGAGCCACCUCGCUUCCCCCUGCUGGCCGACGCGAAGCUGGAGCUGCAGGAACGGGUGCUAUCGCCCGUCAUCCCCAUCAUCCCCAGGGCCAGCAUCCCAGUGUUCCCAGACCCGAGGCCCCCCGAGGUGCGGGAGCCCUUCAGGGAGCACGGCGGGAAGGUGGCCCUGGCGCAGGGCGUCGCAUGGGAGAAAGGGAAAGGCAGCGAAGUCUCCGUCAUGCUGACCGUCUCAGCUGCAGCUGCUAAGAACCUGAAUGGCGUCAUGGUGGCCGUGGCCGAGCUGCUCCGCAUGAAGAUCCCCAGCUCCUACGAGGUGCUGUUCCCCGAGAGCCCGGUGCGGGGCUCCGGGCCUGAGGCCAAGAAGGUGGAGACGGAUGGGGCUGGUGGGCUUGGAGGCAAGGCCAAGGCGGCGCUGGCAGGGAAAGCCCCCGACGCUGGCACUGAGUGGCUGAAGCAGUUUGAUGCCAUGCUGCCGGGGUACAGCCUCAAGAAUGAACUGGACAUCCUGACGCUGCUCAAACAGGACAGCCCGGGGCUGGAGAAGGCCGUGCAGCACUGCUAUGUGAACAACGUCUCCAACCUGGACGUGCGUCAACUCUCCACCCUGCCCCAGGAGCCGUCCCCGCCCCUGUCGCCCCUUGCCCCCUCCCCUGCCAGCCCUGCUGAUGGGGACAGGAUCCCAGAGGCACCCCCUGAGGUGGCCCCUGCGCCCCUCUCCCCACCCUCCAAGGAGGAGGCGGCGGCGCGCUCGCCGCCCAAGCUCAAGCAGCGCUUGCGGCCCCCAGAAGAGGGAGAGGAGCCCCGGCCCCGGCUCAAGAAGUGGAAGGGGGUGCGGUGGAAGCGGCUGCGCUUCCUCAUCACCAUCCAGAAGGGCGGAGCCAAGCAGGACGGUGAGAAGGAGAUCUCCGAGUUCAUAGAGAAGCUGGGUACCACCCUGCGGCCCGAGAAGGUGCCCCGGGACCUGCGCAAGUGCUGCUUCUGCCACGAGGAGGGGGACGGUGCCACCGACGGGCCCGCCCGCCUCCUCAACCUUGAUCUGGAUCUCUGGGUGCACCUGAACUGUGCCCUGUGGUCCACUGAGGUGUACGAGACACAGGGCGGGGCACUGAUCAACGUGGAGGGGGCGCUGCACCGAGGGCUGCUCACCAAGUGCUCCCUAUGCCAGAAAACGGGUGCCACCAACAGCUGCAACCGCAUCCGCUGCCCCAGCGUCUACCACUUCGCCUGCGCCAUCCGGGCCAAGUGCAUGUUCUUCAAGGACAAGACCAUGCUGUGCCCACUGCACAAGCUCAAGGGCCCCUGCGACCAGGAGCUCAGCACCUUCACCGUCUUCCGGCGCGUCUACAUCGAGCGUGACGAGGUCAAGCAGAUCGCCAGCAUCAUCCAACGCGGCGAGCGCCUCCACAUGUUCCGCGUGGGCGGCCUGCUCUUCCACGCCAUCGGCCAGCUGCUGCCCCACCAGAUGGGCGACUUCCACAGCGUCACGGCCCUCUACCCUGUGGGCUUCGAGGCCACCCGCAUCUACUGGAGCCUGCGAACCAACAACCGCCGCUGCUGCUACCGCUGCACCAUCUGCGAGAACAACGGGCGCCCCGAGUUUGUGGUGCAGGUCAUCGAACAGGGCCUGGAGGACCUGGUCUUCACCGACUCCUCACCACAGGCUGUCUGGAACCGCAUCAUUGAGCCGGUGGCGGCCAUGAGGAAGGAGGCGGACAUGCUGCGGCUCUUCCCCGAGUAUCUGAAGGGCGAGGAGCUCUUUGGCCUCACAGUGCAUGCGGUGCUGCGCAUCGCCGAGUCCCUGCCUGGUGUGGAGAGCUGCCAAAACUACCUGUUCCGCUAUGGGCGCCACCCGCUGAUGGAACUGCCGCUCAUGAUCAACCCCACCGGCUGUGCCCGCUCCGAGCCCAAGAUCCUCACCCACUACAAACGGCCCCACACCCUGAACAGCACCAGCAUGUCCAAGGCCUACCAGAGCACGUUCACGGGUGAGACCAACACGCCCUACAGCAAGCAGUUCGUGCACUCCAAGUCCUCACAGUACCGCCGCCUCAAGACCGAGUGGAAGAACAACGUGUACCUGGCACGCUCCCGCAUCCAGGGGCUGGGACUCUAUGCCGCCAAGGACCUGGAGAAGCACACCAUGGUCAUCGAGUACAUCGGCACCAUCAUCCGCAACGAGGUGGCCAACCGGCGCGAGAAGAUCUACGAGGAGCAGAACCGGGGAAUCUACAUGUUCCGCAUCAACAAUGAACACGUCAUCGACGCCACGCUGACGGGGGGCCCAGCCAGGUACAUUAACCACUCGUGCGCCCCAAACUGUGUGGCUGAGGUCGUGACCUUCGACAAGGAAGAUAAGAUCAUUAUCAUCUCCAGCCGCCGGAUUCCCAAAGGGGAGGAGCUGACCUACGACUAUCAGUUUGACUUUGAAGACGAUCAGCAUAAGAUCCCCUGCCACUGCGGAGCCUGGAACUGCAGGAAGUGGAUGAACUAGCCGCCAUAGGGCCACCAGUCGCAGGCAGCCCCUGGUGCGCAGCUUCAAGGAGGCCUCUGCUGUGGGUUCUCCUCCCCCCUUGCCAUGCUGGGGGCGGGGGAGGCAGAGAUGGCGUAGGGGAAACGGCCCCAGCUGGAACCCAGGAAGCGAGGUUGGUGCAGGUGGGUCAGCCGGGGCGGCUUUUGGUUCCAAAGGCAAGGUGGCUCCAGGGGGCGCCGGUCCUUGCUCACACCCAUCAGAUGCUGUCCACGUAACUUCCACAGGGAGGGCGUAUCGAAAAGACCAGGGACCUCCGUUCUCUCCCUGGCCGCACCAGCCCUGCGCGCCUCGGCCCUGGGCCUCUGCUGGCAGGGCGCUGCUCUCCCCGAGUGGGUGGCCGCAGCGCCAUGAGUGGAACUGAUGAACUGGCAACUCAGGGUUUUCUUUGUUUUGUUUUGCAAGGAGGGCAGGGCCUGUGGCACCAACAAAACCUGCUCUGUCCACCUUGCUCACUGUAAAUAACUGGAUGGAUGCGGGGCGAGCGGGGUGCUCCAGCUCGGAGUCUGGGGUGGGGCGGCCGAGGGAGCGGACGCACGGGGAGCUCAGAUCCAGUCUGUUUGUUUAAAAAAAAAAAAAAAAAAAGCUAAUAAUAUUUGCUCGCUAACUUACCAAGG
Molecule: messenger RNA, 16482 nt
Organism: Chelonoidis abingdonii (Abingdon island giant tortoise)
Lineage: Eukaryota; Metazoa; Chordata; Testudines; Testudinidae
Source: RefSeq, a predicted model, not a curated record